AUAUGUUUACGCAGGACAAAUGAGAAAAUUCAUCCCUCCGUUCGACGACACCGUUCAACUGGAUGAUAUGCCUGUUGAUUUUUCAGAUACUGCCCCAAUCGUUGAUGACGAUGGCAAUCAACGACGACCGGAGAUUGAAGUUCCCGACCAUGUCGUUGUGGCAUCAGAAAAUAACGAUUCCAUAUCGAGAGCUACAGCAUAUGCAUCAGUCGCAAUUCUUUUGUGCAUCAAUCUUCUCAACUACAUGGACAGAUAUACAGUAGCAGGUGUACUUAAAGAUAUCCAAGACUACUACCAAUUAGAGAACUCAGAAGAUGGCCUUAUACAGACAGUUUUUGUAAUAACAUACAUGGUGUUUUCUCCUAUAUUUGGUUUCCUUGGUGAUAGAUUUACGAGAAAAUACUUAAUGGCUGCUGGUAUAUUGUUCUGGUCAGCUGUUACGUUUUUGGGAUCAAUGAUACCAAGAGAUCAUUUUUAUGCAUUUGCAUUAAUGCGAGCCUUGGUUGGUGUAGGAGAGGCAAGUUACUCCACCAUUGCCCCAACCAUCAUAGCAGACCUUUUUACUGGAAGCAUGAGGUCCAGAAUGCUCAUGAUAUUUUACUUCGCCAUUCCUGUUGGAAGUGGCCUGGGUUACAUCGUGGGUUCUAAUAUAGCUAAAGCUUUAGGAGCCUGGCAAUGGGCUUUACGGGUAACUCCAGUUCUUGGUGUGGUGUGUGUAAUCUUGAUCCUUGUUGUCCUCAAGGAGCCCAAGCGAGGGAUGUCUGAAGGAGGAGUUACACUCCACAAUACAAGUUACCUCACAGACCUCAAGGAGGUCAUGAAGAUUCCCAGUUUUGUGUUGGCAACCAUAGGAUUUACCUGUGUGACGUUUACCACAGGUGCCCUGGCACUGUGGGCUCCUCUUUUUAUGUAUGACUCCAUUAAGGCUCAGGGAAAAGAAGCAUCUCAAGCUGGGCCUAACUAUUUAUGUGCUGGAGAACCUCUAAAGGUUUGUGUGGCAUUCACCUUUGGAAUAAUCACGGUGCUAGCUGGAUUUGUGGGUGUUGCAUUGGGUGCUGAGAUUUCACGGCGCUACAAGAAAAUAAAUCCACGUGCAGAUCCCCUGGUGUGUGCCUUUGGCCUGCUGACAUGUGUGCCGUUCCUUUUCUUUGCUCUUGUAUUAUCUCAGUGGUACACAGUGCCAACUUAUAUCCUGAUUUUCCUUGGGGAGACAAUGUUAUGUUUGAACUGGUCUAUUAUAGCUGACAUGUUAUUGUAUGUUGUGAUACCCACACGGCGGUCGACCGCUGAAUCUGUACAGAUUUUGGUUUCGCAUGCUUUCGGUGAUGCGGGUAGUCCAUACAUCGUCGGAUUGGUGUCACAGGCUCUAGCUAAGAACUACAAUGCUCCUCCCCGUUCUGCAUAUGUACAGUACAAGACGUUACAGCUAGCCCUCUAUGUCACACCAUUUAUUUGUGUCCUUGGUGGGGGAUUCUUCUUAGCCACAGCACUCUUUAUAGAAAAGGAUAAGAGCAAUGCCAUGAAAAUCACACAAGGCCAGGCCCCUGUACAGGAAGCUGGUGACACAGAUAGUUACGAUGACCCCAUCAUUCUAAGGUCUGGAGAGGCAGAGCGACUUGAUCCUUUGGCAUAGCAAGCAAGUGUAUGCCACUAACAUCUACAUCUAUGAAUAAGGAGAAAUCAACAAAUGGAGACAUUUCUCUGAAGGCAAUCGCAAGAGAUGAUGUUGACUAUGAUUUCGCAGCCAAUGGACGAACAGGGAUUUGAGGGCUAUUGUAUCCACAUAGAGCCAAUGUACACACCAAGGUCGAUAGUCUUUACUACUAAGUCAUCCAUGAAAAAUCCAACUACUGAAGCUUGUUAGUAGACUUUGAAGUGUUGCUAGGGGCCAUGUUUUAGACCACUGUCAAUGUAACAAUUUUGACGCAAGUUUUCACAAGAAAGUGAUCCUUAUCAGAAAGCUUUAUCAUAAUUCAUACUAAAGUCACUAGUCUUUAUUGGUAGUUUGAACCUUCAUUAAGGUGACCACUAGUUACUAGUCAUCACUAUGGAUUUGUCUGUAAAUCAGUGGACCAUGUCUCCGCAGACAUCCAUCACUGACCAAGACCGUCCGUUUCAUUUGACGAGGACGUCAGCAACCGUUGGUUACAUCUACCAAGGACUGGAUAAUAUUGACUACUCCUGACCAUCUAGUUCUGUGUACGAGCUGUGAUAUACAGAUGACACCAGGCUGCAAAAUCCUAUAUACUCUAAAUAUGAGUACCUAAUAAUUUGAAUCAUUUGCCAAUUUCUGAACUUCAUUUUCACCAGCAUAGAUAUGCAGGUAUUGUAAUUUGGUAUUAUGCCACAAAAAUUGAUUUCUUAGAAAUGUUUUUGUGGACAAUUGAAAUCCUUUCAUUUCAUGACCAUUCCAGGAUUCAGUGCACAAUUUUCAUUUUCUACCAAAAACAAUUUUGAAAUCUUUUAUGCGAUAUUUUACCUAUCCUGAAAUUUUAAGAAUUUUGUUUUACUGAAUUGCCAAAAAUAAACAAAUGAUAUGGAAUUCUUUCAAUACUUUCAAAUAUUUUAACUGAGUCUAGAAG
This is a messenger RNA of Ylistrum balloti, 2582 nucleotides long. Its product is annotated as protein spinster homolog 1-like. The transcript is spliced from 13 exons. The record is from RefSeq and is a predicted model, not a curated record. Gene Ontology annotation, cellular component: membrane. Bases 20 to 1633 code for a protein of 537 amino acids. Gene Ontology annotation, biological process: transmembrane transport. Lineage: Eukaryota; Metazoa; Mollusca; Bivalvia; Pectinida; Pectinidae. Gene Ontology annotation, molecular function: transmembrane transporter activity.